AUGGCUGCGCGCAUCACCGCCGUGGCAAUCGGCCUGCUACUGGGCCAUGCAGCGGCCACGACCCUCACCAGCAGCACGACGCAGACGGCGAGCUCGAUCCCAUGCCGCACGCUGCUGGGAACCACCUCGGUGGCACUCGUGCCCACGAGCACCGUCACCUCGACCAGCACGGCCGCCGACCCGGUGGUGGUGACCUCGACGACGCUAGCGAUGGUGACGGUCUCGCUGACCCCGACGCCCGUCCGACAGACGCAGCUGGAGACCGAGUACGCGACGGAGACCGUCACGACCACGCAGUCCGCAGUGACCGACACCUUCUCGACGACGUCGACGGUGAUGGACACCACCACGCAGACCCUCACCCCGGCCGUGACCACCACGACCGUCGUCUCCUCGACCUCCGUGCGCGUCACCAGCACCUCCACCGUCGCCACCUCGUCGGGCUUCUACCCGGUCAUCGACACCUUCUCGACGGGCCUGCCCGCCGCAGCCAAAGCCAAGCGAUCACUGCCACAGCUGCACGACAAGCGGUCUUCCCCCCAGAGCGCCAGCGACCUAGACUGCAGCCCCCGUCUCGACGACUUCCAGUACGCGCAGGCCGUCGAGUGCACGGUGCAGGUGCUCGCCGAGACGACGGUGAUCGAGCGGGUCACCAACACGCUGACCACCACGGCCACAGGGUCCGCCACGCCCAUAACCCUAACCAUCACCACGACCCGCACGCUGACCACCACCUCGACCGUCCUGCCGACCGACGUAUCCACGACCCUCAGCUUCACCACCACCGCCACCCUCACGGCCAUCACCACCGCCCCGACCCCCACCAGCACGGUGACCAGCACCCACACCGUGGCCACCACCAGCACGGCGGCCGUGUACGCCGCCUGCGCCACCACCAACAUCACCCCGAACCCGAUCACCUCGGAAUACAGCGCCUCGCUGGCGGGCAAGUACGUCUACUUCCUGAGUCUGUACUACGACGGCAGCUACUCGCUGUCCUCCGGGUCCACGACCUCGGCCUACGACUGCUGCGUCAGCUGCAUCGAGAACGACCUCUGCGCGAACGCCUACUACGACUACGUCGAUGCCGACAUCUCCUAUUGCUAUCUCGUCGAGGUCGAGACCUGCUCGUUCGAUAGCCAUUAUACCUAUGGGGUUGCUCUCAAAUAA
Molecule: messenger RNA, 1170 nt
Organism: Aspergillus heteromorphus CBS 117.55
Lineage: Eukaryota; Fungi; Ascomycota; Eurotiomycetes; Eurotiales; Aspergillaceae
Exons: 2
Coding region: 1-1170 (389 amino acids)
Source: RefSeq, a predicted model, not a curated record